AUGGCCCAUUCUUCUUCCUCCUCCUUUUCUGUAAGGGCCCGCUUUGAAAAGAUUAUUAGAGAAGCUCAGGACCCCAUCUGCAUCGCCCUUAAGGCCACCGAUGGUGGGGCCAACUUCAAGGAGGACGUUUGGUCCAGGCCCGGCGGCGGUGGCGGCAUCAGCAGGGUUCUCCAGGAUGGGGCCAUUUGGGAGAAGGCUGGAGUUAAUGUCUCCGUUGUUUAUGGCAUCAUGCCGCCAGAAGCUUACCACGCUGCAAAAGCUGCCGCUUCUCCUUACCAGAAGUCUGGUCCUAUCUCGUUCUUCGCCGCUGGAAUCAUCUCCAUAGAUUUGAAGUGUUAUAUGGGUUUACCUGAAUUUGAUUCCUAUAGCUAG
This is a messenger RNA of Arachis stenosperma, 372 nucleotides long. RefSeq names its product coproporphyrinogen-III oxidase 2, chloroplastic-like. The coding region runs from base 1 to 372 and encodes 123 amino acids. Gene Ontology annotation, cellular component: chloroplast stroma; cytoplasm. The record is from RefSeq and is a predicted model, not a curated record. Gene Ontology annotation, molecular function: coproporphyrinogen oxidase activity. The transcript has 2 exons. Lineage: Eukaryota; Viridiplantae; Streptophyta; Magnoliopsida; Fabales; Fabaceae.